UUUCGGCAAAAGGGCUGAGUGGGUGAAAUGGCGCAGCAAGUGCAUCAAGUUUUCAAGGCCGCCCUAACCAAAACGGCUGGCCAGAGGGCGAUGUCGACCGGUGUCAUCGGUACGUUGGAUGCGUCUACCGGCACAAAGAAAUGCGCCGCAACACAAUCGUCCGGACUGCACAUGUCCGUUCAGCGCAGCUAUCCCCUGGCGGCCACGCUUCCGCUGCCACCAAACAUUGACGCAUCGGAAACGAGACGCUUUUCGCCGUUACGAUCGCGUGACAUUAAUGCUUCGGCCCUGCUGACGCACCAAUCGCUUGCACCGAUCGAUCUUGCCGCAAAUGGCGUGUCCGACGCCGGGAUGAUUGAUGUGACGGUGGACAUGAGUGCUGCGGGCGCGAUGGAUCCGCACGUUCAAUCGUACGAUUGCACCGGAGCGGUCAGUCUAAAUUCGAGCAUGCAGAGCAAUGUACCGAGUCCGUUCGGUGGUAUGCACAAGUUUACGCAUCUGAACAUGCCGGGUGGUGCGUGGGCCCAGGAAAGCAAAUUUCUGUCGCACGAACUCAACUCCUCGCACUACACCAACCUGCGCCAGGAGGUACGCUCCGACUGGAGCAGCUACGAGGACCGACCGAUCAAGCCGGAAGGUAGGCAAAUGGUGGGUCUGUCACGUACAGGCUCUUGGCCACAGCAGAGUUUUUUGACGCUAUCAGGUAGUUCGUUAGGUCGUCGUGCCUUCUCACUAAGCUCAACGCACUUAUUGGCAUUUAGAACCUCGGCGCUUUAUAAUAAAUCCUCGCAAGCUAACACUGGUACUGCUGCCGAGGAAUCAAAUUCUAAAGGUAAUUCCGUGUCGGGUGCGGAACAAGUCCCCGUCUCGCGCAAAGAUCGGCUAAAGAAAGCUAUCAAGGAAUACGGCUCUACCGUGCUCGUGUUCCAUGUCAGCAUAAGUCUUGCUUCUUUGGGUACCUGCUACCUGCUGGUAUCGAGCGGAAUAGAUAUGGUCUCGCUGCUGGAACGUAUGGGCUGGGGCGAUUCUGCGCUCGCCAGCAAGGCUGGUGCCGGUGCCGGCACAUUCGUCAUCGCUUACGCCAUCCAUAAGGUGUUUGCUCCGGUUAGAAUUAGUAUCACCCUCGGUGCAACGCCCCUCAUCGUACGGUAUCUACGCCGGAAGGGCAUCCUGAAGCCGCCGGCGCCAUCCGUACCGUCACCCUCUGGUUCAUCAGCGCCGACGGAGAAAUCCUAG
Anopheles maculipalpis is the source of this 1236-nucleotide messenger RNA. RefSeq lists its product as uncharacterized. NCBI's taxonomy places the organism in Eukaryota, Metazoa, Arthropoda, Insecta, Diptera, Culicidae. The record is from RefSeq and is a predicted model, not a curated record. The transcript is spliced from 3 exons. Gene Ontology annotation, cellular component: mitochondrion. Bases 28 to 1236 code for a protein of 402 amino acids.